AUGACAACAGCCAGCUCGGCAGGCUUGUUGGGAUUUUGUUUUCUCGCUAGUCAAGUGUUCGCCUAUCGAGACAAGGUCAACAGCCUGGGUCAUGCAUACUUGACACUAGAGUCUCCGCAAGGAUCAAAGGCUUCGCCUGAUGCUAUGCCGGUCUUGCUGCUAUGGUUCGUGGUCUUUGACAUGGUCUUUUUGUACUUGUCAAACACAUCAUACACUUUGAUGCGGGAGAACUUCUUCAGAAUGGUUAGCCACACAAUUUCCAUUUUUUGUGCCCUUCUGAUGGAGAUGGCCGUGUCUGACCUGUUGGUGCAGGGACUUGUGGACUUUUGCGGCGAGUCACCAACACACACCGUCGCAGAGGUGAUUGUACACAUCUUGCUGUUUCCUGCUUGGUUCUUUGCCAUCACCUUCACCACAUGGUGGGUCCAAGAAUCGGGAGACAGUGUGUUUGCCCUAGGAGGUUGCGUCGCCCAUGCCACAGCUUUUGUGGGCAUUGACCUGUUUGUGCAUGUCAAUGACUUGCUGGUUGACACAUUCACUGAGCAAGGAACAUUUUCAAUCUCCAAUUUGAUGCUUGGCAACCACUUGGCUGGUCCACUUCUGGCGGUGCUCACUUGCAAGCUCUUUAGCGUGAUGUCACAUUGGGUGCGACGGAAGAAACUGAUGAACGUGAUGGAACAAAAGAAGGCCGAAGAAUGCCAUGGCUGUGCAUGGGCCAGCGAAGCCUUCCACUGUGAACUGGAAUGCUCUUCGAUUCUCGCUGGCUUUAUUUUUCGACAGGCGUUGCUGAUUGUUGUACAGUGCCGUCCUCCGAAGCACAAUGGUGACAUCGAAGUUCCUCUUGCCGGACCUGUCAUGUUCCUCACCAUUGGAGCAUUGCUUUCAGCCAAGUCCUUGCUGGCAGCUCUGUCCUGGAAGUCCAACUUGAAGACGUUUUUGCAGCUGCUGAUGGGCAUGGCUGCAUGUUGGUGCUUCAUGAGUUUAAUCAUGUACGACAUCAAACAGAACAUCGCGAAGACAGACCACCGGUGGCUGGUUCUGGUUGCAGUGGUCAGUGCCAUUGCCGUUAGUGCAAUGUUCAUUGUGGGCUACAUGGCAGACUGGCGUCUGUUAAAGACCAGCCAGCAGCAAGACCUUGUUGUUGUCUGCGGCAUAGCAACAGGCCUUGCUUGGGAGAAGUCAUUCGCUUGGGCGAUUCGAGAGGUCAUUGAACAUGAUGGGCUUUCGUACAACAAGUACGCCCUGGACAUGAUCCGUCUUGGCUCUUCAGAGGUGGCAGAUUUCACUCGGCGGAUGAAACUCCUGGAGGUCUGGGCAUACAUAGGGAUGCUGGCUGUCAUCAUGCCUGCAUGGCUUUGGUACAUCGUCCCACUUGCAAAUCCCCACAAAGAAGCCGCCGCGGUUUAG
Durusdinium trenchii is the source of this 1407-nucleotide messenger RNA. Lineage: Eukaryota; Dinophyceae; Suessiales; Symbiodiniaceae. The record is from the annotation of a GenBank genome assembly.